AUGCCGUCAGAUCUCUUGUGUUGUGAGGUUGUGUCAGGUAACCUUCGGGGAAGGUUAUGCUGGCAGAUCUCUUUUGUGUGUAAGAUUGUGAUGGGUAACCUUCGGGGAAGGUUAUGCCGUCAGAUCUUGUUUCAUGGCUAUGCCGCUAAACCUCGAGUGCAUGCUAACAUGGUGGUGCGUAAGGCCCAUAUGUUGAGUAUGACUCCGAUGUGGAAAGAUCACGGACGGCUGAGCCGCCAGAUCUUUCGAGGUUCGUGUGGGUACUCUUCCGAGGCAAGGGAAGCUCUGCCGCAGAACCGAGGGUAUGAGGCAUAG
Microthlaspi erraticum is the source of this 315-nucleotide messenger RNA. NCBI's taxonomy places the organism in Eukaryota, Viridiplantae, Streptophyta, Magnoliopsida, Brassicales, Brassicaceae. The record is from the annotation of a GenBank genome assembly.